Messenger RNA from Apodemus sylvaticus (European woodmouse), 822 nucleotides. It is a transcript of the gene Acer1, whose product is annotated as alkaline ceramidase 1. Gene Ontology annotation, cellular component: membrane. Gene Ontology annotation, biological process: ceramide metabolic process. NCBI's taxonomy places the organism in Eukaryota, Metazoa, Chordata, Mammalia, Rodentia, Muridae. The transcript has 6 exons. The record is from RefSeq and is a predicted model, not a curated record. Gene Ontology annotation, molecular function: hydrolase activity, acting on carbon-nitrogen (but not peptide) bonds, in linear amides. The coding region runs from base 1 to 822 and encodes 273 amino acids.
AUGCAUGCGCCGGGCACCAGAGCAAAGAUGUCCAGCAUCUUUGCCUAUCAGAGCUCUGAGGUGGAUUGGUGUGAGAGUAAUUUCCAGCACUCGGAGUUGGUGGCCGAGUUCUACAAUACGUUCAGCAAUGUGUUCUUCCUCAUCUUUGGACCCCUCAUGAUGUUCCUCAUGCAUCCUUAUGCCCAGAAGCGUUCCUGGGGUUUCUAUGGCGUGUCAGUGCUCUUCAUGGUCAUAGGUCUCUUCUCCAUGUAUUUCCACAUGACACUCAGCUUUCUGGGGCAGCUGCUAGAUGAGAUCUCCAUCCUGUGGCUGUUGGCCAGUGGAUACAGUGUGUGGAUGCCCCGUUGCUACUUCCCCAAGUUCAUCAAGGGGAACAGGUUCCACUUCAGCUGCCUGGUAAUUAUGACCACUGUUAUCAGCACCUUCUUGACGUUCGUGAAGCCCACAGUCAAUGCCUACGCCCUCAACAGCAUCGCCAUACACAUCCUCUACAUUGUGCGUCAAGAGUACAAGAAGACUAGCAAUGGGGAUCUUCGGCAUCUGAUUGGGAUUUCUGUGAUCUUAUGGGCCGUUGCACUGACCAGCUGGAUCAGUGACCGUGUACUUUGCAGUUUCUGGCAGCGGAUUCACUUCUUCUACCUGCAUAGCAUUUGGCAUGUCCUCAUAAGCAUCACUUUUCCUUAUGGUAUCGUGACCAUGGCCCUGGUGGAUGCAGAGUAUGAGUUGCCAGGUAAAACCCUCAAAGUGCACUACUGGCCCCGGGACAGCUGGCUCAUUGGGCUACCGUAUGUGGAGAUCCAGGAGAAUGACAAGAACUGCUGA